Messenger RNA from Penicillium waksmanii, 267 nucleotides. RefSeq lists its product as uncharacterized. Gene Ontology annotation, molecular function: heme binding; monooxygenase activity; iron ion binding. The record is from RefSeq and is a predicted model, not a curated record. Lineage: Eukaryota; Fungi; Ascomycota; Eurotiomycetes; Eurotiales; Aspergillaceae. The transcript has a single exon. Bases 1 to 267 code for a protein of 88 amino acids.
AUGGCCGGGUCGAGGCUUUCAACACAGUCUGCCUUGUCUGAGGCUAAAGAGAUGCUGGGUCCUGGAACGGAUACCACUUCCGCUACGCUUGCACAUAUCCUUUGGGCUCUUUCCCUCAGUAAAGAUCUACAAGAUGGGCUUAUUUCGGAACUAGAAAUAGCCAACUGGCCCACAGAUAUGGCGGCACUCGAGUCUCUUCCGCUGUUGGUUGCAUGUGUCAGAGAGGGGGGUCAGAUGGACUGGAGCCGCUGCUGCCAUGCUACCUAG